Messenger RNA from Cheilinus undulatus (humphead wrasse), 3250 nucleotides. It is a transcript of the gene tefa, whose product is annotated as TEF transcription factor, PAR bZIP family member a. The transcript has 5 exons. Gene Ontology annotation, molecular function: RNA polymerase II cis-regulatory region sequence-specific DNA binding; DNA-binding transcription factor activity, RNA polymerase II-specific. Gene Ontology annotation, biological process: regulation of transcription by RNA polymerase II. The record is from RefSeq and is a predicted model, not a curated record. Lineage: Eukaryota; Metazoa; Chordata; Actinopteri; Labriformes; Labridae. The coding region runs from base 221 to 1165 and encodes 314 amino acids. Gene Ontology annotation, cellular component: nucleus.
UUGAUAUCAAUUUUUCUUAGGAACUGGGCCAAGAACUGGGUACCCGGCUGAGGUCUGACUCUCGAAGACGUUUUCGACUCCUUUGUGCGUUUUCUUCGUAAUACUAUACCUUCAAACAGUUUUUGGACGACGGUUAAACCGACCGAAUAGCUAACGUUAUCGAGCAAACAGGACAACUGCUGAGCUUGCCACUUGGAGAACGACAACAACAAGCGGCAAAAUGUCGGGAGAGCCAAUUGUUAUCACACUGGAAACGGCCAGCGGGGCCACGAGCUCAUUCCCGGUGGUUUUGAAGAAAAUAAUGGAGAUGCCUCCUCCGAAUAUACUGGAAGACGACGACACUGACAAAGAAAAGCUGUGCCUGGGAGAUAAUGUUGACCUCGGAGGAGGGAGUGAUAUGGGUCCUUCGGCCGCCCUGACCCCUGCUAUCUGGGACAAAACCAUUCCCUAUGAUGGUGAAAAUUUCCACCUGGAGUACAUGGAUCUUGAAGAGUUCCUCAUGGAAAAUGGCAUCCCCACUUUGCCAGAUGAAGAGUCCUCAAAGGACAGCCAGGAAGCUACCAGUAAGACUGAGAAAAUUAAAGCCACUACACAGCCUAAGGUUACCAAGACAGCAGUGUCCCUGCUGCCCAUCCUUGAACAGGAUAAGUGUGCUGAAGAAGUGGUGAUCAUCAAGGGUGACUCUGAGAUCAUCUGUGAUGUCACUGCAGAGGUGACCACUGAAAACGAGAGAGCAACACCUGAGCCCAUCAACCCUGAUGAGAUUGAGGUCGAUAUCAACUAUGACCCAGAUCCCACAGACCUGGUCCUGUCCAGUGUACCUGGAGGGGAGCUCUUUGACCCACGCAAACAUAAGUUCACUGAAGAUGAGCUGAAGCCUCAGCCCAUGAUCAAGAAGGCCAAGAAGGUGUUUGUGCCUGAAGAACAGAAGGAUGAGAAGUACUGGCAGAGAAGGAAGAAGAACAACGUGGCAGCCAAACGCUCACGUGAUGCUCGCAGGUUAAAGGAGAACCAGAUCACAGUGAGAGCAGCUUUCUUGGAGCGUGAGAACGCAGCGCUGAGAUCGGAGGUCGCUGACCUACGGAAGGAGUGCGGCCGUUACAAGAACAUCACUGGGCGCUAUGAAGCCAAAUUUGGACCACUUGACGUGCUGGAAGACCAAUAGACAGCAAUUGAUUUAUUCAUUUAUUUUUCUAUGAAUAAAUAAAUCAAACCAGUUGGUGAUGACAUGCGAAUACAUUUGAAUCGAGCAGAUGAAGAAGAGGACGAAGAGGAGGAGAGCAUGUGUGAGGGUGUAACUGAUGACAUUGCAAUAGCAUGUACACACCAGAUGUUUUUUAUUUUUGUUUUUUUAUGAUGAAUUCUUUUUACCAUCCGUUUAAAUAAGCGCAGUAUGAGAGGAUAUUCAUGUGCUUCUUCAGUACGCCUCCUUUGUGAUGUGUACUCUCAUGUUUGUAUGCCUUCAGCCUAAAGAGAUAAUUUGUCAUUUUUAGUUUUGCAAAACUGGGUUUUAUUUUUAUUAUUAAAUAGAUGGUAUUAGGUAGCAGUUGCAAUAGUUUAGACUACAUUAUAAUCUUGAUAAUGGUUUUGUAGUAAUAAAUUGGCAGGUUGCUUUAAUUCUUUUCAUAUUUGAGACAAUUCUAAAACCCACUGGUCCAUUUUUUUCAAAUUUAUGUUAAAGAUGGGCUUUUCUUUGCCUGCAAAACUUCUUGACUGUGACAUUUCCAGUAAACUAAGCUUCUUCAGGGGAUUACAGUGACAUGGCCAAAAAAAUAAAGAAUAGCAAGUAUUGCCAUGUUCACGUCUUUUCAUGUUAAAGUUCUUGUGUCAGCGGCACAGGGGUGCCCUGUUAAUGUCAUAUUUGUGCUGUUCUGUCGCCUGCUUCGCUCCCCGCAGUGCUGACUCGUCCUCUAACGUCAGUAAUGCAUUUAAAAAUGUGGUGUGUAGAAUCCUCUCAUGCAUGUACUGUAAAUAGUUGUAGCCUAAUAUUGUUCUUUCCAGACUUUAUUUUACUAGUCAGUUUCACACAAAACCUAUGAAACCAGAAAUACACAUUUUUGAACAGCUGUUAAGUUCGGGGUUGAAAAGAAGUAAUGAAUGAAUACCAAGCUUGCUUUCACUCCUUGCCUCCAUAUUAACAGAAUGUUAAAUAUGUUUAAGGCAGAUGCUUACAGGACUUGAAACAGUGCCUUAUCAAAAGGCAGCUGAAGGUGACAUUAUAGAGUCAGCAUGGAGGGUUGCUACUUAAAUCUAUCAAGCUCAUAUCUCCAUAUUAUUCACAAUAAACCAGAUUAACCACAAACUGUAUGUUUUUCAACCUUUGACAUGUGGUGAAUAUACAGAUUGUACCAUUCGAUUGUAUUACGUGUUACAAGGAUGUUUCAUAUACAUUCACUUUUCUCUUUUACAUUUGUCUGGAUGUUAUCGGCUGUUUUCUCAGAGGUUUGCAAGCCAACUCUUAUUUUCCACAUUUUUGACAAACCUGGUAGCCUCAAUAGGUGCAGACUGUAUCGGGGCAUCUCUUCUCUACAAGUAACCCCCAAAACUCUUGAAGCCAUUUCAAUGCAGUGUGCAGUCUCACAGUUUACAGGGGACUCGUUAUGUAACGUAACAUCCAAGAAUUAAAGUUGUUACUUAAACCAGGUAAAUUUUCUGUCCAAUCCUGACAUAAAGGGAAAGUUCGGUUAUUUUUCUGCUGUGCUUCCAUCCAUUAGCGAGUGACUUUUAACCAGAAUACAUUCAAUAAUAUGUAAUAAGGAAGAGUUUCUGUGUGUAGAAUGCUUUUAAAGGCGUUAAUAAGUCUAAAGACCUAACAAAUAUAGUUUUGCAGUAAAUAAGGCCUUUGUUUAACUUUUUUAGGUUAUCAAUACAAGUGCAAUCUUAAACUCAACAUCAGGAAAUUGUACAUUCUCCCCACAGAUCUUCGUGGAGGUGUUUUUACUCUCUCCAUCACCGUUUUUGCUCUACAUGCUCUAUAUCACAAAUGUAAUUUUAAACAUCAAUAUUUUGCAUAAUUCUAACGGGCUUCCUACCUGCUUUUAAUAAUUUGUGAAAUAUUUUCUGCUGUCUUACAGAUUGCAUCUGACUUUUAUCUGAAACAGGUCAAUUUGUUAACUCUUGGGGGUUAUUUCCAAACUUCCCAGUUCUGUCUUUAUAUUUCUUUGUAUAGAAACAUAUUGACAUUUUGAGUGUGGCUACUUUUGUGUCUUGUAUAUACAGUAUGUAUAAAUAAAGCUUUGUUCAGAGAGUA